Molecule: messenger RNA, 852 nt
Organism: Acanthosepion pharaonis
Lineage: Eukaryota; Metazoa; Mollusca; Cephalopoda; Sepiida; Sepiidae
Source: the annotation of a GenBank genome assembly
AUGCGUGGCAUUUACCCAAUCUCCUGCCUUCUCGCUCGCCCGUCCGUUCGUAGCAACCUCCUCCGCCGCCCAUACUGUCACCAAAACCACCACCACCAUCGUUACAGAACAGGCGACCAGUUUCCGUUCUUGUCGACACCUUGUUUCCUUUUUUUUAUUUCUUUAUAUUUCGCAUUGACUACUUUCUUUCUUUAUUUUCUUUCUUUUUUAUUAUCAGUUAAUAUUCUUCUGCCUAUCUUCACCCCCGACUUCCUUUGUUCUUUCUUUCUUUCUUUCUUUCUUUCUUUCUUUCUUUCUUUCUUUCUUUCUUUAACACACACUGUCUUACUGUGUUUCUUACUCUUUCUUUCUUCAUCAGGUAUUCUCACAAAAGACCCCCUCUUAAUUUUUCUUUCUUUUACACUCUUUUUACUCUCUAACCCACAAUUUGUUACUAUUUCUUACUCUUUCUUUCUUCAUCUGGUAUUCUCUCAAAAGACCCCCUUAAUCUUUCUUUCUUUCUUUCUUUCUUUCUUCAUUUAUUUAUUUUAUACUCUUUUUACUCUCUUACCCACAAUUUAUUACUAUUUCUUACUCUUUCGUUCUUCAUCUGGUAUUCGCUCAAAAGACCCCCUUAAUCUUUCUUUCUUUCUUUCGCACAAUCAUAAUAUUUCUUUCUUUCUUUCUUUCUUUCUUUCUUUCUUUCUUUCUUUCUUUCUUUCUUUCUUAUCAAUGAAUAUUCUUCUGCUUAUCUUAACAUCAACUUUCGUUGUUCUUUCUUAUGAUUUAGUUUCUUCUUUCUUUCUUUCUUUCUUUUUUUCUUUCAAAACAUUUUUCUUCUCCAUAUAUUCCAUAGAAAGAAAGAAAGGGUGA